UUCGCUUUUCUCGAAUCCAUACGCUUCAUGCUUCAACAAGUUAACUCAACCCAUCAAUUCCCAUAAUUCCUACAAAGCGAUUGCUUCCAGACGCUGCGACCAUGUUAUACCAAUUGCCGCUCCUGCUCCCUGUCGCCUUCCUCUUCACAUCUACCAUCUCAGCAUUCUCAGGCAACUUUGAGCUCACAAACAUUACUGUCUCAUCACUGUCGCAAUUUAAUCCAGACUCUGUGGAGGGAUCUUACGUCGAACUCGACUUCGCCGACCAGGACACCCCCGAGAUCGAGCCAGUCCAUUGCUGUGUUCAAUGGUCAGCCAACGCAAGCCCACCGACCACUUGGCCAGGUAGCUGUGAUAACGAUACAUUCGCUGUCCUCGUCAGCCCAUGGGCUGGAGUGCAAGCCCUGACCCUUGACCUGCAACACUCGUACAUUGACAACAGUGUUGGAGAAUAUCCCUACAAUGUCCUUACCAAGUUCGCCAACCUGAGUCUCGAAUACCCUUCCACCCAAUACUAUGACUGUGACAUGUCCGAGGCGAAAUGUCAAAGCUCGAGCGCGAUCACCGCCAUCGUCACUUCUUCCACUGCUUGAGGAUGUGGUCAGCAAUGAGUCCUUGAAAAACCUGAGGCGGAUGAUGCUCUAGGGCAUGAUUGACAUGCUAAGGAGAACAUGACCGCGUGUCAACAAACCGGCUGAGGUAUUGUCGAGAUUCUGCAUGUAACGUAAUGUGGGCUGGAGGGAGUUCAGUAGGGAAGCAGAGGUUAGCACUCUAU
Exophiala viscosa is the source of this 775-nucleotide messenger RNA. RefSeq lists its product as uncharacterized. The transcript has 3 exons. The coding region runs from base 102 to 593 and encodes 163 amino acids. The record is from RefSeq and is a predicted model, not a curated record. NCBI's taxonomy places the organism in Eukaryota, Fungi, Ascomycota, Eurotiomycetes, Chaetothyriales, Herpotrichiellaceae.